CACCUUUCAACUUUUUAACUCUUUUUUUGUAAACUUUGUUCGUAACACACAAUUUUUAUUCACACUUUGUAAUGCACAUUUUCAACAGUCGGUCGGUGCUCUUGGUCGCGCAGAGCCUGCUCGUUCUUCUCCUGGCAACAACAUCGUAUGCCGCCUUGGCUGAAAAGACAUACCGUGUGCGCGGCUCCAUCGUGGCUAACGAGAUUCUCAGCAAUGUCUCUGAGCUCUCGACCAGAGCACACAUAGUGGUGAACGGUGGCGAGUACAAGGGCUUUAUCCAAAAGGAUGGGUCAUUUGCUGUAGACAACGUCAAACUCGGCGACUCUCUUUUGGAAGUGGCCAGCGCGGAUUACGUGUUUCCCAAGAUCCACGUGCGCAUUUCGCUCAAGGAAGAUGGCCGCGCAUCGGUUGCCGCGCGGUACGUACAGAUUGGGUCGGACUGGCCAGAGGAGAUCCCCGUUUUGGCGUAUCCGCUGCGUUUCGGAGCCGGUGCAAAGUACGACUUUUUCACAGUGAGGCAGGGCUUCAGUAUUAUCACAAUGUUCUCGAACCCCUAUAUGAUGAUGGUCGGCGCAUCGCUGGUGGCUGUGUUCCUUUUGCCCAAGCUCCAGGCCGCCAUGGAUCCAGAGCUACUGGACGAGCAGAACAAAAAGAAGUGAAGAGAUGUGUUAGAACGAGGCUUGCUUUGCUUUCUGGGAGAAUCUGUGCCACAUGCAGUCCAUUCGUGCAGUCUUUUUUUGCGCUUAGCAAUCUUAUGGCUGAAGUUCAAAAACAGCACAGGCUGCAAAGUGGUAUAUAUCCAUAUCUUAGUCGAUCUCGCUGCCAAUGCUCUAUUUUCCGAAUCAUCUUCCGGCUCUCACACUUUAAACAUGGAAACACAGAGAGGCCCUUACCUAUUAAUGUGUGAAGA
Messenger RNA from Kickxella alabastrina, 910 nucleotides. RefSeq lists its product as uncharacterized. Gene Ontology annotation, cellular component: EMC complex. The record is from RefSeq and is a predicted model, not a curated record. Bases 72 to 659 code for a protein of 195 amino acids. NCBI's taxonomy places the organism in Eukaryota, Fungi, Kickxellomycota, Kickxellomycetes, Kickxellales, Kickxellaceae. The transcript is spliced from 2 exons.